AAGUUUAAUUUUAGUCUAUAAUACAGUCACCUACAGAAGGCUGCGAUUGGGUUCAGGGGCGGCCAAUGACCUUUCUUGGUGCCCUGGGCGGAGAAGUUAGCUUAGCCAAUAAGGAAGCAAGCUUUGGUGGAGCGCUCUCUCUCUCUCUCUCUCUCUCUCUCAGCUCGCCCGGGCCCUGGUGCUCCGUGGCCGAGAAAAGAACCUCAAUUGCAGAGCGGGAGGUGAGUGGCUGAGGCCUAGCUAGGCGGGAUGAAGUCGGCGAUUGCCUGGCAUCGCCGCUCCGCCCUGAUGUACACUAUAGGCGCCUGGACCGUUUUCGGAUUCUUCUUUUUCCGAUCCUCUCGCUUGUGGGGAAAGAAGCAGGAGGACGAGGAGGAGCAACCAAAGCUGCGCAGUGUCCAAGAAGAGUAUUCCACAACCACUUCAGAAGACAGACUGAGAGAGACUACUACAUAUUGGAAGCCAGGAAACACCUUUUAUGUCACCACAACAACAACUUAUAAAACAAACUUUGUGCCAUUCACGACUCGCUUACAUAAUUAUGUGCAAUCAUUUUUUGAUGAUGAUGAUGAUGAUGCUGAUGCUGGGAAAGAAAAGUAAAUAUCUCUAGGAACAGGAACUUCAAAAAUCUUUAAAGGCCAAUAUCAAGAUGCCUUGUUUGAACCUGUUGUCUGUAUUGAAGAAUGGGAUUCUCUGUAUUUCAUUACACAAGUUCCAUAGCUGAAAUACCAUGAAAGUUUUAUUAACUGUCAGCAAUCUGCUUAAAAAUCAGUGACUUGCCUGUACUGUUUCACUGCGAAUUUGUUGUGGGUUAUUAAAACUUUGUCUUGGCUUA
This is a messenger RNA of Hemicordylus capensis (graceful crag lizard), 835 nucleotides long. It is a transcript of the gene SMIM26, whose product is annotated as small integral membrane protein 26. The coding region runs from base 250 to 600 and encodes 116 amino acids. The transcript is spliced from 2 exons. The record is from RefSeq and is a predicted model, not a curated record. Gene Ontology annotation, cellular component: mitochondrion. Lineage: Eukaryota; Metazoa; Chordata; Lepidosauria; Squamata; Cordylidae.